Symbiodinium natans is the source of this 2772-nucleotide messenger RNA. The record is from the annotation of a GenBank genome assembly. NCBI's taxonomy places the organism in Eukaryota, Dinophyceae, Suessiales, Symbiodiniaceae.
AUGGACGCGGCCAGCGCGGCAGCAAUGAAGGCCGCCACCGCUUCUGCGAUGUGGGCACCGCGCAGUCUCCAGAUGCCUCCAAGGGCACAUUGGCGAGCGGCCAAGGUUGCAAGUCCCACGCGGCGGGGCAGCGUCUCGCAGACGGGAUCUGGUGGAGGUGCGGAGAUGAUUACCAACGCCGCGGGCCAGGCUGAUGAAGAUGACUUUGACGGCAACUUGGACCAGGAUCCGGACACCAUCACCGAGGUGGAGGUGGCCCGACAGAGGAUUCGGCAGCUGACUCAUGAGCAGGAGAGGGCUGAGGACUACCAGGGCCGCCUGUCAAGGAAGCUCCAGAAGCUGGAUGCAGACCUGGUGUCCAAGCGCGAGGAGGUCGAAGGCUUGCAAAGGAGCUUGCGCCUGGAAAGGGACAAGUUUGCGGAGGAGUACAAGAGCGAGAAGCGGGAAAGAGAAACGAAAGCGACCACCCAAGAGGAACGGAUCCGAGAGUAUUUGACCGAGGUCCUCUACACCAAACCGAAGCAGGUGGACAAGAAAGGCGAGUUUAACUUGGAUACCGUACUUGUGUCUUUUGUGAAGCCGAAUGAGAGCUUCAGGUACAACCUCGCCUUCCGAGUCGACUCAGGAACAAAUGUUGAGCAGCUGCGCAACAGUGCCUGCAAGUACUGGGGCGUAAGUCCCGACAGCUUCAUCUUGCGAACGAUGGCGAACAACAAGUGCCAGGACGACAACAAGGUCAAGGACUGCUUCAAGCAAGGUGAAAUCGCACAGCUUCGGCUCGAGAUGAAGCGCGAAAGCGCCGAGCCUCCUCUGGAGGAAGAGUUGAAGGCAAUCCAGCCCAAGACAAAGAAACGGACAGGCCGACCCAAGAGCGGAAAGCCGCGCUUCAACGCGGAGGGCGUCGAGCAGAUCCAAAAGUUCGGCGAGAACUACGCCAACCAGCUAAAGAAGAUGGGCGGCGUUUACUUCUUGCUGAAGCUCCGUGACACCAAGCCCUCGGAGCAUUCUGCGAAGAUCAAGCUCCGGAACCUGAUCGUCUAUGCCACUUUGGUGGUCCUGUCCGUGUACGUGUACAUGACCCGGAGACCCAUUGGCGACGCCUAUUGGUGUGCCAAGGGUGUACAAGACUACUUGCUGGUCUCCACACCAAUGCCAGGCGUGGAUCCAACCUCAUGCACUGGAGAGUCAUCGCUGGAUCGUCGACUUUGCGUGCCGAGCUUCCAGGACAUUCAGACCCGCGAGGGUAUGUGGAAUUGGUUGAACUACACGCUGCCCAACACUUUCUGGUCCACCACUGGUGAAGGCAGCCUGCCAACUCUUGCCAGCUAUAAUGAGCUGCUGGGGUACGUCUCCAUUCGUGUGCAGAAUGUGAAGACCCCCAACUCGACUGGCUCGACAGAGUUCUGCGUCCAGAAUCAGCAGCUCGUGCAGGCCAUGAAUGCCAUGCUGUCACGAGAAGGUGCGAACAUCACUUGCUAUCCCCGGGCCGUCACGGCCUCCACGCAAGAGACAGCCACGUACGCGGACAUCCAAACCUACUGGCGGGAAGCCGUCGCAGCCAGCUCCGAUCUCGAUGCAAGCUCGAAAGUGCGCGGAAUUGGCAACCCAGCUGUCUUCAGGUCGGCGACGGAGAAUAAGGACAAGCAUGGCAUCGGUUCGAUCGCUGGGUACGUUGCUGACUACGAUGCGAGUGGGUACAGCGUCGACUACCGCAUGACCGUCUCCAAUGCUGCUUUGUCCUUGCCAGAGUACAGAAAAGACCUUAGCUUCUUCCGGGAGAACAAGUGGAUCGAUGACAGCGCCACACGCAUGGUCGUUGUGUCUUUCACGACCUACAACUUCGACUAUGACCUCUGGACGGCCAGCGACUUCCUCCUCGAGCUGCCUCCGGACGGUGACGUUCUGCCCAGCUUCUCGGUGAAGCCCUUCAAGCCGCGAAUCUAUGAGACUCGAUCGGAGCUCACGUACACGUACGUCGAGUAUGUGCGUUUAGCGAUCGGCAUCUACAUCCUGAUUUUCGUAGGAUGGUCCGAGCGGCACCACAAGGUGAGAAACCACAAGGCCGGCUUCUACUACCACAUCUCCUUGGCGGGGAUCACGGAUUUGGGCCUAGUGACAUGCAUGUUUGUGACCUUGAUUUGGCGGACGGUGGAGUUCCAGAGUUCAUCCACGGCGGCCUACCUCGAGAGGGCACAAGAUGCUGGCAGAACGCAUGGGUUCUAUUCCUUCCGUGAGAUGGCUUGGAACUACAACACCAUCUUCAUUGUAGACGGCAUUGUCAUGGUGUUCCUGAUGUAUCGGAUGAUUACCUUCUUCCGAUUGAGCCACACCGUCUUCCUCCAGUGGCGAGCCGUUGGUCAGGCGUUGAAGAUGUUCAUCUUCUUUGCCAUGAUCAUCGUGCCGGCAUUCGCAGGCUUCGUGGUUGUCUCAACCAUGCUCUUCGGCCGCUACAUCCAAGGUUUCUCAAGUUUGGGCCUAUCGGCCAUCUCUUCCAUGAAGUUAGUGGCUGGCAAUCUGAACCCGCAAGUGCUCAACAGAGAUUUGGUGACUGCUGUGAUUUCGACCGUUGCGCUCUACCUACUGCUGACCUUCUUCUUGAUGAACGUGUUUGUCACGAUCUUCGUGGACGCCUACUACGUGGUGCGGCUGACCUCCACACAGCAAGCGGAGAAGUGGGAUGGACAGCGAAUCCGUACCUGGGCUUUGCCCGGCGUGUGCGUCAGCAUCUUCCAGGCGAUUCUAUCUGCGGGUGAGUCAGAAAGUAGGGACUAA